Messenger RNA from Closterium sp. NIES-67, 1946 nucleotides. NCBI's taxonomy places the organism in Eukaryota, Viridiplantae, Streptophyta, Zygnematophyceae, Desmidiales, Closteriaceae. The record is from the annotation of a GenBank genome assembly.
GCUGGAGGUAGUUUGGUUGGGUGACUGGACGCGUUUAGGGGUCCGUCGUUACAGCGUACAAACUUGGUGGUCGUCCAGCUCAGCAAGAAAUUCCUUCUUUACAUAGGAGAAAUCUGAUAUUCUAUUAUCCUACAUUAUAUGAUUCCCGUUAUAAAAAAACAUCCUGCAUUCUGGAUAAUGACCAUCAACUCUCCUCUUGGCGGUAAUCUGUGUUGAGUGGUUGAGAGUUUCACAAUAGCUAGUGCUGGUUGCCUUCAGUGCUGAUGUAUUGGAUGGCCAGGCCUGUAUCUAGAACAAUUUUUGCACUUCCAUUUCCUUAGGACUCCAGCCAACAUACCUGUCAGACAAUUGGGAACAUAUUCUACCAUGGAAGCGCUAUUUGCGGCGUAUACGAGCGACGAAGAUGAGGAACUUGACGUGCGACUGGACGGAGACAAGGAGCCGGAAGACGGGUCUCUUGGGAAGACCAGAAGAAAAGAGGCAGAAGACGGAGAUAGACAAGAACAGGAGAAGAAUAAUAUCGCGAAUAAGGCGGAGGGGUAUGCUUUGUCUAAAAAGAGACGGGUUGACCUGGAAGACGCGAAGAGCGGAGAAGCGAGAGGAGAGGAAGAGAGGAGAGAAGGCGAAGAGAGGAGAGGCGGUGAAUACACAGCGGCCGAGAUGAGCGGAAAUGGCGGUGUUCCUGGAGCGCUGGAGACGGAUAACAGUUUCGUCGAAGACAGACGGAACUCGUCAGCGGAAAUGAGCGAAAGACAGAAUUCGUUAAGCAGGAUUCACGACCGACUGAUUAAGUCAGCCAAGAUCAGCGGCAAACAGGGAACGAAAACGACAGACAGACAGAUGAGGACAGGGGAUCAGAUUCGAAGAGUUCCAUCAGCAGCAGCAGCAACAGCAGCAGCAGCAUCCGCAGUACCAGCAGCGGCAGCAGCAGUGUCGCUUCCACCUCCCCCAGACGACCUCUUUGCUGAUGCUCAAGUUGACACGGCAAACGUGAAGGCCAAGCCUGACUAUGGAGGGAGAGUGCGGACAUUCCCCCACGUUGAAGGCAACUUCGCCGUUCAUGUGCUCAUUCCAGUCACCAUUGCCGCGUCUCUCCAGCCUCUGCUGGAAUCACACCUCCUUUCCGCCAUGAGGGCUCUCCCUGCACUGUCACCCGUGGAUCCAGAUUCCCUCAAAGCCGCUCCAAAACAGUUUGCUGGGGCAGUUCUGAGAACACCGUUGAGGACUGCUUUGGGGGCAGGUGCUGUCGAUUCGCUUGGGGGAAGAUUCAUUCCAGCAGCUGCUCCACUGGUAGAUGACAGGGUGUUCGGUGGAUCACCUGCUGCUGCUGGCAGCGAUGCUUUUGACGGUGCUGGUGGUGGUUGUGGUAGUGGUGGCAGUGCUGCGGUUGCUGCUGCUGCUGUGCACGGGCUGGUGACGGGGGAAAUGCAUCUGACCGCUGCCCGCACUGUCCCCAUCCGCUUCCAUCAGAUUGACUCCCUGCUCAGCCUGCUUCGCCUCCGACUCAAGCCGCUCAAGCGCUUCUGCUUGCACUUGGACAAGUGGACGGCAUUUGUUAACGAUGAGAGGACGCGCUCCUUUCUUGCACUCGAAGCAACACGAGAGGGAGUGCCCGAGUUUGUCUCCAUGGUUGAGUGUAUAGACCAGGCCUAUGCCGUCCACAAUCUUCCUCCGUACUAUGAUAACCCUCGCCCUCACGUCUCCCUGCUCUGGGUUGCUGGUAACCACCUCGAGCGAUUACUCUCCAUAGCACAAACCUUGCAAAUGUCUAAUUUGAAGAACGCUCCUGCUCUUUGUAUUCGGGUGAAUGUACGCAAGGUUAUCUGUAGGGUGGGGCAAAAAGUGCACACAGUUUGGGAAGACAAUCGUAGAGCACUGCUGUAGGUAGGAAGUGACAUUUUGUCAUUUGACUUUGUAAUGUAACGCAUGGUGGAUACGAAAUAUCG